GAAGUAAGCACAGUUGACGACCUCGUGAAAUCAUGUUUAAAGAAAUAACCUUGAUCUUACUGAUAAUCAAAAUUUCACGUAUCUCUUCACAGAAAUGUUCUUCCGAGAUUUUUACUACUAUUAGAAACGGAGGUCCGUCUUUACGUCCAGAAGAAAUCAUAUCAAGUCAUACCGUCAACUACGGAAUUCUCCCGAUAGAAUGUUACGAACUCUGCCAAAAGAAACCGAAAUGUGUUGGAUUCAACUACAGAGACAAGAUCAAUGUUGUGAACUGCCAACUGACCAACAUCACUGGAAAGGGAAAUCACUUUGAAACAACGGAAGAAGGGGAAUGGAUACUAAUGAACGAUAAUAAAGCGGAAAGAAACGAGGACGAGAAGAGCAAAAAUGAAACUUCAGCUAGAAGCUGCGCCCAUCUGUACGGCUUAGGAGUGAGAAAAGAUGGUGUUUACACCAUCAAUCCUGACGGUCUGGGAUCGUUCCAAGUCAGAUGUAAUAUGAGCACAGACGGUGGAGGCUGGACCGUGUUUCAAAGAAGACAAGAUGGAAGUCACGAUUUCUACCUUGGAUGGUCAGACUAUAAAGCAGGCUUUGGUGAUCUUAACGGUGAGUUCUGGUUGGGCCUUGAUAAAAUACAUCGUUUGUGGAAAUCUGGUCAAAAUGUUUUAAGAGUUGAUUUGAUGGAUUUCAAUGGCGCUGAACGUUACGCUAAAUAUGGAACGUUUAGUGUGGCUGAUGAAUCAGACAAAUACAGAUUGAAUAUUGGCAGUUAUUCAGGUAACGUAGGUGAUUCUCUUGAUUAUCACAAUCAAAUGCAGUUCACUACCAAGGAUAGUGACAAUGAUGCUGACGGUAAUAAUUGUGCUACGAGAUUCAAAGGAGCUUGGUGGUACAAACAUUGUCAUCAGUCUAACCUCAAUGGCCUGUACCUGGGUGCAGGUCAGACUGGUGCCAGCGGAAUAAGAUGGACCAACUGGCACUCUUUUUCUAUGAAAAAGACAGAGAUGAAAAUUCGUCCAAACCAGUUCUAAGAAAAGGACGAGCUUUAGCAGGGUGUUGAUUUUUCUAAUUGUAAACAGAAUAAUGCAUGCAAAUCAAUUUGUGAUUGUUUACUAUCAUUCUAGUCGCAAAAAAAUACUUAAUUGAUAUAAUAACAGUAUAAUAGCAGACCUAUGGGUCAGUGAUAGUUAGUAAGGAGUAAGGAUGCAAAAAUUCAGACCGGUUUACUUGUGUUAACUUUGAGUAAGUAGAGCUUAUAAAAGCAAUAACAUCCUAAUUUCGGGAAGUUUAAGUGACUGCCAGAGAUCAUGUUAUUUACUUAUUUCAAUACCUCAAAGUCAUUUCACGCCUGCUUUAAUCUCGAGUGUCCGGGAUCAUAAAACCUUAACCAAAUGAAUAGGUUUGAAACUUUUGACUAAAAUACAGUUUUGUAGUACAUGAACCAUCAAAAGAUACGGUUGAAAAACAAGUCGGAGGUCUUUCUUCUCACAGUCAAAAAUGUUACCAUGCAGGCAUCUACAAAAUCUAAGGGGCUGCUUACAUAAGCUCGUUUAA
Dendronephthya gigantea is the source of this 1554-nucleotide messenger RNA. Its product is annotated as ficolin-2-like. The transcript has 5 exons. NCBI's taxonomy places the organism in Eukaryota, Metazoa, Cnidaria, Anthozoa, Malacalcyonacea, Nephtheidae. Bases 33 to 1031 code for a protein of 332 amino acids. The record is from RefSeq and is a predicted model, not a curated record.